Messenger RNA from Manacus vitellinus (golden-collared manakin), 703 nucleotides. It is a transcript of the gene TP53INP2, whose product is annotated as tumor protein p53 inducible nuclear protein 2. Gene Ontology annotation, cellular component: nucleus; autophagosome. The record is from RefSeq and is a predicted model, not a curated record. Lineage: Eukaryota; Metazoa; Chordata; Aves; Passeriformes; Pipridae. Gene Ontology annotation, biological process: positive regulation of DNA-templated transcription; autophagosome assembly.
UGCACUGAAGCCAAGUGAAGAAUCUCACAAUUGCACUACACAUCACUUAACUUUGAUUCCUCUGGCAGCAAAGCGGCUCCGCCACCAACGAGACCUCGAGGGCUGUUUUUCCCCUCCCUGCACAUCACUCCCAUCUCCCUGCCUGGAAGCUGGUGCCCAGCAGAAGCUCUAACUCACUGUCCAUCCCACUGGACCACUCCCCACCAUGUUUCAGCGUCUCACCAGCCUCUUCUUCAGUGACAGCAAUGCGCCAGAGGGCCUAGAGGAGCCCAAACCCUUUGUCGAGGAGGAAGAGGAAGAGGAUGGCUGGCUCGUAAUUGAUCUUGCAGAGGAGCCCGGCCCUGACGGCGUGGGGAGCAGCCCCAUGGAGGACCUGCUCAUCGAGCACCCCAGCAUGUCCGUCUACGUCACCAGCACCCUCGAGGUGGAUGGGGAGGGCCUCGAGGACGAUGCUGCCGGGGAGGUGCCGGAGCCGCGGCUGGAGCGGCACGUGGCGCACCCCGGCCGGUCCCUGGCGGUGAAGGCGGCCAUCCUGGACAAGGUGGCAGGCCAGCGGGUGCAGCGGGCCAAGCAGCUGGCGGAGCGGCACCGGCUGGGCCAGAAGGCGCUGCAGCGGCAGAACCGCGCGGCAGCGCCCGCCCCGCGCGCCAAGCAGCUCCCUGGGGCCUUCGUGCACCCCUGCCAGCGCCACUGCAACUACUGA